Molecule: messenger RNA, 3667 nt
Organism: Rubroshorea leprosula
Lineage: Eukaryota; Viridiplantae; Streptophyta; Magnoliopsida; Malvales; Dipterocarpaceae
Source: the annotation of a GenBank genome assembly
ACUGCAGCAGGACAAGGCGAAGGCGUCAAAAGCAAACCGCUUUUCGCUCUAUAGCCCUCCGAACGAACGAAAAGCAACAUCUUCGCUCCUCUUCUACGAAAUCAACUCUCUUGGCUUCUUCUAGUGUGACACUAGUGAGAGACUGAAAAUGGUGGAAGAGUUCCUGCAGCAGUGCCAGCAGUCCGGUGAUUCUGCUUACGCCGCCUUCAGAUCGGUGCUGGAGAGGCUCGAGAAUCCCAACACUCGAGUUCAGGCCCGGCUUUUCCUCUCCGAUCUCCACCGUCGGGUUGGAUCGUCUCAGGACUGCCUCCAACGCUACCAUUUCCAGAUCCAAGACAUUCACUUGGACCAGUAUGAGGGCUACCAGGGAAGGAAAAAAUUGACAAUGAUGGUGAUCCCUAGUAUUUUUAUCCCAGAAGACUGGUCCUUCACUUUCUAUGAAGGACUCAAUAGACAAACAGACUCCAUCUUUCAGGACAAGACCGUAGCUGAGCUUGGCUGUGGAAAUGGAUGGAUAUCUAUAGCUAUUGCUGACAAGUGGUUACCUGCAAAGGUCUACGGCCUUGACAUAAAUCCUAGAGCAGUGAAGGUCUCUUGGAUUAACUUGUACUUGAAUGCUCUUGAUGACAAAGGCCAACCCAUCUAUGAUCACCAAAACAAAACCUUGUUGGACAGGGUGGAGUUUCAUGAAUCUGAUCUACUGGCUUAUUGCCGUGAUCAUCACAUUCAACUUGAACGAAUUGUUGGAUGCAUUCCUCAGAUUCUUAAUCCCAAUCCAGAUGCAAUGUCCAAGAUGAUCACAGAAAAUGCAAGCGAGGAAUUUCUCUAUUCAUUGAGUAACUAUUGUGCACUUCAGGGCUUUGUUGAGGAUCAGUUUGGCUUAGGUCUAAUUGCUAGAGCAGUUGAGGAAGGAAUUUCCGUAAUCAAACCUAUGGGGAUUAUGAUCUUCAACAUGGGAGGUCGUCCAGGACAAGGUGUCUGUAAACGCUUGUUUGAACGACGUGGUUUCCAUGUCACCAAGCUUUGGCAAACUAAAGCUGCUGACACAGACAUCUCAGCCUUAGUUGAAAUUGAGAAGAAUAGUCCACACCGUUUUGAGUUCUUCAUGGGACGUUCUGGUGAUCAGCGUAUUUGUGCUCGAACAGCGUGGGCCUAUGGGAAGGCUGGUGGCAGGAUCUCUCAUGCUUUAUCAGUUUAUAGUUGUCAACUGCGUCAACCAAACCAGGUUAAGGUAAUCUUUGAGUUUCUUAAAAGUGGCUUCCAGGAGCUCAGUAGCUCAUUGGAUUUAUCUUUUCAAGAUGAUUCUGUUGCGGAUGAGAAGAUUCCAUUCCUUGCUUAUCUUGCCAGUGUUUUGAAAGAGAAUUCGUACUUCCCAUAUGAGCCACCUGCUGGAAGCAAGAGAUUUCGGAAUCUAAUUGCAGGCUUUAUGAGAACAUACCAUCAUGUUCCACUCACUUCUGAAAAUGUUGUCGUCUUUCCUUCAAGGACAGUGGCAAUUGAGAGUGCUCUUAGGUUGUUCUCGCCGCGUCUUGCAAUUGUUGAUGAACAUCUGACUCGAAACUUACCCCAGCAAUGGUUAACAUCCUUGGCUGUUGAGAAUGCAGAUAUUGGCUUGUCAGAGGACUUACUUACUGUCAUUGAAGCACCACACCAAUCUGAUUUAAUGAUAGAGCUGAUAAAGAAGCUGAAGCCACAGGUGGUGGUUACUGGGAUGGCUCAUUUUGAGGCUGUUACUAGUUCAGCUUUUGUGCAGCUAUUAGAUGUCACCAGAGAAAUUGGAUCUCGUCUUUUCUUAGACAUAUCUGAUCAUUUUGAGUUAUCCAGCCUCCCAGCCUCUAAUGGAGUACUGAAAUAUCUAUCAGGAACUCCUCUGCCUUCACAUGCAGCAGUUAUUUGUGGCCUGGUUAAGAAUCAGGUUUAUUCAGACUUAGAAGUGGCCUUUGUCAUUUCAGAAGACGAAGCCAUCUUUAAGGCCUUAUCAAAAACUGUGGAAGUACUAGAAGGAAAUACGGCAAUGAUCAGUCAGUAUUACUAUGGUUGUCUUUUUCAUGAGCUUCUAGCUUUUCAGCUUGCUGACAGGCAUCCACCUCAAGAGAGGAGUUCUGCAAAGGCCAGCUCAGCCGAGAUGAUUGGCUUUGCUACAUCAGCAAUCUCAGUCCUUAAUAAUGCUGAGUUAUCAAUUAGUGAUACAGAUAGUUUCUCCAUUAUUCACAUGGAUGUGGAUCAAAGCUUCCUGCCAGUGCCUUCUCCUGUGAAGGCAGCUAUUUUUGAAAGUUUUGCACGUCAAAACAUGUCUGAGUCCGAAAUUGAUGUUACUCCCAGCAUAAAACAAUUUAUCAAGAGCAAUUAUGGGUUCCCAACUGAUGGCAGCAUGGAAUUUAUAUAUUCAGACUGCUCGCAAGCUCUUUUUAAUAAGCUAGUCCUUUGCUGCAUUCAGGAAGGUGGAACUUUGUGCUUCCCAGCUGGCUCAAAUGGAAACUAUGUUUCUACUGCCAAAUUCUUGAAAGCAAAGAUUUUAAAUAUCCCUACUGAUUCUGAGCAAGGGUUUAAGCUGACAGAGAAAAUACUAGAGAAAGCACUUGAGACUGUAAAAAAGCCAUGGGUAUAUAUUUCUGGACCAACAAUCAGCCCAACUGGCUUGCUUUAUAGCAACAAAGAAAUGGAGAGCAUUCUAACUACCUGUGCAAAAUUUGGAGCCAGGGUGGUGAUUGAUACUUCAUUCUCUGGGUUGGAAUUUGAAUUUGAAAGUUGGAGUGGCUGGAAUUUAGAGGCUUAUUUGUCAAAACUAAAUUCCUUCAGCAACACAUCAUUUUGUGUUUCUCUGCUUGGAGGAAUGUCUUUGAAAAUGCUCAGUGGAGUGCUUAAAUUUGGGUUUCUUGUCCUAAACCAACAAAAUUUGGUCGAUGCAUUUUAUAACUAUCCUGGAUUAAGCAAACCCCAUAUUACCGACAGAUAUGCUAUGAAGAAGUUGCUGGGUAUGAGAGAGCGCAAAGAAGGAGGCCUAUUAGAUGCUAUCAAUGAACACAUUAGAACUUUGGAAACUAGAGCUAAGCGUUUAAAAGAGACACUGGAGAAAUCAGGAUGGAAGAUUGUUGAACCAAGGGGUGGUAUUUCUAUGGUGGCAAAGCCAUCUGCCUACCUCAACAAGGUUGUUAAGCUCAAUCAUCCAUGUAAAGAUGGAGUCAGCGGUGGAAAUGCUGCUACUUACGAAGUGAAGCUGGAUGACUCAACUAUCAGGGAAGCCAUGGUGAAGGCAACAGGUUUAUGCAUUAACAGUGGCUCAUGGACUGGAAUUCCAGGCUACUGUCGCUUUACAAUUGGCUUGGAAGAAAGUGAAUUCGAGCAAGCGUUGGAUUGCAUAGUCAAAUUUAAAAGCGUCAUUGGUAACUGACUUUGAUGACCUUCUAUGUGGUUCGUUGUCUUACGUUCACAAUUGACUAAGGUAUCACAGAAACAACUCCAGAUUUCGUUUUACAAAAGUUGAGUUGUUUCCUCCCAAAUUAGAAUAAAGAUUAAGGUGUGUUUCCAAGUCCAGUCCACGGUCAUUGAUUCCCUCUAUAGCUUAUCAUGUUGUCCUCUCACCUCUUACUGGACAUUUCUGUGUGAACAUAUGCUACAGCAUAUAUAUAUAGAGAUAUAUAUAUGAUAAUGAAAGAAUGGGUGUGUG